AUGAGGCGAAUUGGACCGGUGGCGUAUGAGAUUGCAUUGCCACCUCACUUGGGAAACCUGCACAAUGUUUUCCACGUAUCACAGUUGAGGAAGUACGUGGCGGAUCCUACUCAUGUGCUGGAGCAGGAUGAUGUUCAGGUGCGUGAGAACCUGACUCUUGGAGUUAGACCAGUGAGGAUUCUAGAUUCUCAAGUCAAACAGCUCAGAGGGAAGGAGAUUUGGACUGUGAAGGCUAUGGUUGCUAACAGGAGGAGGAGGAGUGGUGGUGCGGAUGACAUCGCGGAGGCGAUUCACCGGAUGGUGGAUGCGAUGCAGCCACCUGUAGCGGCAUAG
Messenger RNA from Vigna unguiculata (cowpea), 333 nucleotides. The record is from RefSeq and is a predicted model, not a curated record. NCBI's taxonomy places the organism in Eukaryota, Viridiplantae, Streptophyta, Magnoliopsida, Fabales, Fabaceae.